UCCAUCCUGUUCUUGUCGCCAAUGCAUCCCCGUAAGUCACCUUAGUCACAAGGAAUCAAUCAAGUUGGCCAUGGAGGCGAGGGUUCACGCUAGUGGAAUUUUAAAAGCCCUGGUGAGGCCGAAUGUAGCUGAGACAAUCGCAAAGCACCAAGUCUAAGACUUCCGCCCCUGGAAAGAGUUUGUUUUCUCCUGUCCUGCCCGGCCACCUCGGGUCAGCCCAGCUCUAGUUGUGCGCAGUCUCCUAGAGUUGUUUGCCGUCUCUAUGGCAACCCGGUAGCCGGCCUCUGAAAAUGGAGACGACCGAGUCUACUGAGGAAUCUCCUCCGCUAUCUUUAGAUGUACAGCCCAGCUCCGAAGGACUGGAGAGCACUUCCGAUCCCACUCCUUCUUCGGGUGGCAGUCCUAGGUCGGCCCUAGCGGCCAUAACUGCCCCAUCUGUAUUGUGUGCAGAGCCUCGUGGGCAGUAUUCUUUGCUCACAGAGCCUUCUUCCGACAGUCUUCUCGAGGUUCCCUGCCCUGGGUCCCAUCAGAUAGGCCAUGGGACAUUUGGCUACCAGCCCCUCUAUGUUUCUUACAUUCCUCGGAAUCCCUGUACGGCAGCCCCCAGCUCAAGCACUAUUCCUGCUUCUUCUUAUCCUGGAAGGAGCUCUGUUCACAGCUCUGGUCCUUGCUCUGGCUCAGGCUCCGGUCAUCAGAGUUCUGAUGCUGGCAAGGACACUGGUCCUACCUAUAAGCCUAGGCCUGCCCCUGUACCAGCUCUUGCCCCUGCACCUGAACCUGGCCCUGCUGACUCUGGACCUGGUCAUAAGGUCAGCUCCAGCAUUCCUCAAGGGGUCGGAGGCCUCCCACCAGUUCAGUUGCCUAAUAGUAGCACAUGGUAUCAGUUCUGCUACUGUGUACCACACCGACAACCCUGGGAACCUCUGCAAGUCUCAGAGCCUGGAGUAAGGGGGCCAUUGAAACCCCCAGAGGCUGAAGGGAAAUCUGAGUUUCUUUGUAAAACACUGCCGCGUGGCCGGUGCCUCCUUCACAACUGGGAGGAAGAGAGAGCCACCAACCAGCUGGAUCAAGUUCCAAGAUUGCAAGACGGCUCUGAGAGUUACUUCUUCCGACACGGACACCAGGGAUUGCUGAGCAUGCAACUUCACUCAGCCAUGCCUGGCAGCACCACCCAGAAAGACUCAUACCGGACCCCCAGAAAGAUCUGCCAGCCACUUCGAGGAAAGCGGGAAGCUAUGCUGGAGAUGCUCCUGCACCAUCAGAUCUGUAAAGAGGCACAGGCAGAACAAGACCCUCCCAGGAAGCUCUUUGAGGCGGAGUCAGUAACACACCGUGACUACACAGCAAAGAUGGUCCAAACAGGGCCUCCAGCCCCUAUAAAGCCUCAUGAUUACCGCCAAGAACAGCCUGAAACGUUCUGGAAGCAGAGAGCACCACAGCUACCGGGUGUCAGUAACAUCAGGACACUGGACACACCGUUCCGGAAGAACUGCAGCUUCUCAACACCAGUGCCCUUGUCUCUGGGACAUCCUUUGCCUUACGAACUUGAGAAUUUCCCCCACCAAAUGGGUGCAAUGUCUUCCCUUGCCUGCCAGGGAGAAGGGCAGGGGUGUGGAGGGUCGAGGACAACUCCAGGCUAAGGGUUAAGGAGGGAAGUGGAUGGGGAAUUCGGAUUCUCCUUUUGUUUAUACUACAGUAGGUGU
Chionomys nivalis (European snow vole) is the source of this 1703-nucleotide messenger RNA. RefSeq names its product sperm associated antigen 8 (gene Spag8). Gene Ontology annotation, biological process: positive regulation of transcription by RNA polymerase II. The record is from RefSeq and is a predicted model, not a curated record. The transcript is spliced from 7 exons. Gene Ontology annotation, molecular function: microtubule binding. The coding region runs from base 291 to 1640 and encodes 449 amino acids. Lineage: Eukaryota; Metazoa; Chordata; Mammalia; Rodentia; Cricetidae. Gene Ontology annotation, cellular component: nucleus; cytoplasm.